This is a messenger RNA of Carassius carassius (crucian carp), 10598 nucleotides long. Its product is annotated as cell adhesion molecule DSCAML1-like. The transcript has 33 exons. The coding region runs from base 266 to 6892 and encodes 2208 amino acids. NCBI's taxonomy places the organism in Eukaryota, Metazoa, Chordata, Actinopteri, Cypriniformes, Cyprinidae. Gene Ontology annotation, biological process: dendrite self-avoidance; homophilic cell-cell adhesion; axon guidance. Gene Ontology annotation, molecular function: cell-cell adhesion mediator activity. Gene Ontology annotation, cellular component: axon; plasma membrane. The record is from RefSeq and is a predicted model, not a curated record.
UUUCCGUCCUGAUCUGUUGAAAAGUGCCUAAAACCAGCAAAUAGAAAUGUCUGGGAGAAUGGACAAGGUUUAAACUUUUUUUUUCAGCAGCGCUGCAUCAAUACAAGAUUUCUGGCUGGAAAAGGUAAGCCAUUGUCAUCGCGAAAAGUGAUCAUCCGUGCGUAAAAAGCAGCUAUUUAGUUCCCAGGUGCGCUAAGGUAAAACUGAGUGCCACAGAACGCCCCGGCUUUCUCCAGCCACGUGGACCUCUCAAAACAACAACAACAUGUUAAGUCCUGUCCUCCCUGAUGCACUCAACCCACCCCCACCAACAAAACUCCGCGCGCCGUCCUUGCCGUGUCUCUCUCUGGCCCCGCACCAGCACCUCUCCAUCUCGUCGUACCAUUUGACUACCGAAGGAGGGGCAGCUUGGAUGACGGUCCCGCGGAGGGGAGGGUACGAGAGGCGGGACCAAAGUCUUCCCCACUUCUCGGCGCUGGCGAGUCCGGGACUAGGGUUGGAGAGAUCGCCGGGGAGCAUCGUCACCACUCCUGCACGGAGCCUCGCCUGGCCGAAUACUGCACUGUGCACACGUCGGGAUUGCAAAACAUUCCUGAGAAAUAUACCUGCUAUUUAUGGCAUGUGGCUGGUAACUUUACUCCUGCUGUAUUCUUUUCAAGAAGUGCACAGCGAGGAUGUGGUCUCGACGCGGCUGUACUUUGUGAAUGCUUCCCUGCAGAGAGUGACCUUCUCCAGCUCAGUGGGGGUGUCCCUGCCCUGUCCUGCGGGUGGUGCCCCCCAUGCCGUCCUCCGGUGGUACCUGGCCACCGGUGAUGACAUCUACGACGUGCCACACAUCCGCCAUGUUCACGCCAAUGGCACGCUGCAGCUCUACCCUUUCUCCCCCUCUGCCUUCAACAGCUUCAUUCAUGAUAAUGACUACUUCUGCACUGCCGAGAACCAGGCCGGCAAGAUCCGCAGCCCUAGCAUUCGAGUCAAAGCAGUGUUCAGGGAACCUUACACGGUUCGCGUGGCGGACCAAAGGUCCAUGCGGGGCAACGUGGCCGUCUUCAAGUGCCUCAUCCCCUCUGCUGUGCAGGAGUACGUCAGUGUGGUGUCCUGGGAGAAGGACACUGUCUCCAUCGUCCCAGGUAACAGGUUCUUCCUGACGUCAUAUGGGGCCCUCUACAUAUCUGAUGUUCAGAAAGAGGAUGCCCUCUCUACUUACCGCUGCAUUACCAAGCACAAAUACAGCGGAGAAACCAGGCAGAGCAAUGGGGCUCGUCUGUCUGUGCUGGACCCCACUGAAACCCCUCCUUCUGUGAUGGACAGUUUCCAGUCAGGAGAAGUACAAGUGGGGAGAAGCAUAGAGUUGCCCUGUAUCGCCUCCGGUUACCCCAACCCCACCAUCCGCUGGUUGAAAGAUGGAAGGCCACUUCCUGCUGACUCCCGCUGGACACGGCGACUGACUGGCCUCACAAUCAAUGACCUCCGGCUAGAAGACUCUGGAAACUACAUCUGUGAAGUCACCAACAGCUUCGGCUCCAAAGAGGUCACAGGACACAUUAAUGUCAUCGAGCCUCUGAGAGUCACAUUAUCCCCCAAGAACCUGAAAACAGGCAUCAGCAGCACAGUGAUUCUGUCCUGUGCCGUUCAAGGCUCGCCCCACUUCACCGUCUCCUGGUUUCGCAACACAGAACCCAUCGUGCCUGACCAGCACUUCUCCAUCCAGGGAGCCCAUAAUGAAACUCUCUUCAUCACGGCAGCCCAAAAAAGACACUCAGGGGCAUAUCAGUGUUUUGCCACCCGCAAGGGCCAGACCGCACAGGACUUCUCCAUUAUACUGCUUGAGGACGGCACUCCACGGAUCGUCUCGUCUUUCAGUGAGCGCGUAGUAGCCCCUGGUGAGCCCUUCUCUCUCAUGUGUGCGGCCAAAGGUGCUCCACCCCCCACCAUCACCUGGACACUGGAUGACGAGCCGGUAGCGCGGGACUCGGCGCACCGGGCCAGCCAGUACACGCUCUCCGACGGCUCCACUGUAUCACACGUCAACGUCACCAACCCCCAGAUCCGUGACGGGGGCGUGUACCGCUGCGCCGCACGCAACUCGGCCGGUAGCGCCGAGUACCAAGCGCGCAUAAACGUAAGAGGUCCUCCCAGUAUCCGGGCCAUGCGAAAUAUUACAGCUGUGGCCGGUCGCAACACGUUCAUUAACUGUCGUGUGAUUGGCUACCCCUAUUAUUCCAUCAAGUGGUUUAAAGAUGGGACAACGCCGUUGCCAGACAACCAUCGUCAGGUGGUGUAUGAGAAUGGCACUCUGAAGUUGAGUGAUGUACAGAAGGGUACGGAUGAGGGGGCAUAUCUGUGCAGCGUGCUCAUCCAACCCCAGCUCUCCAUUAGCCAGACUGUCUACGUCACAGUCAAAGUUCCUCCCCUCAUCCAGCCCUUUGACUUCCCUCCUACCUCCAUCGGUAAGCUGAUGUACAUUGCUUGCGUGGUGUCCUCCGGAGACAUGCCAAUCCGGAUCACUUGGAGGAAAGACGGGCAGGAGAUUGUGUCAGGAACAUCAGGAGUCACCAUCGAAACCAAGGAGUUCAUGAGCUCCCUUCAGAUCUCUAAAGUUUCGUUGCAGCACAAUGGAAACUACACCUGCAUUGCCAGCAAUGAUGCAGCAACUGUCAGUUCAGAGAGACAACUCAUAGUGACAGUUCCCCCUGGUUUUCGGGUUCAGCCCAAUAAUCAAGAUGGGAUCUAUGGCAAGUCAGAAGUUCUGAACUGCUCCGUGGAAGGGUAUCCUCCUCCCAAAGUUGUCUGGAAGCAUGCCAAAGGUAUAGGGAAUCCCCAGCAAUACCAUCCAGUUCCACUGACGGGUCGCAUCCAGAUCUUGUCCAAUGGAUCUCUGCUGAUCCGCCAUGUUUUAGAAGAAGACCGGGGAUACUACCUGUGUCAGGCCAGCAAUGGAGUGGGGUCUGACAUCAGCAAGAGCAUGAUGCUCACUGUUAAAAUUCCAGCUAUGAUCACAUCCCACCCAAACACUACCAUGGCCAUAAAAGGGCAAAACAAGGAGUUAAACUGUACUGCCCGAGGUGAGUACCCCAUCAUCAUUCGCUGGGAGCGAGGCGACACCGUUAUUGACCCUGACCGCAACCCUCGGUACUCCAUCACUACCAACCCCAACGAGAAAAGCGAUGAAGUUAUCUCCACACUGAAGCUGAAGCCAGCGGAGCGAGGGGAUUCCGUCUUUUUUUCCUGUCAUGCCAUCAACUCAUAUGGCGAGGGCCGAGGGCUCAUUCAGCUGACGGUGCAAGAACCCCCUGACCCCCCAGAGCUGGAGGUUCGAGAGGUCAAAGAUCGCAGUAUGAACCUCAGGUGGACACAGCGUUUCGAUGGCAACAGCAUCAUCACCAGUUACGACAUCGAGUACAAGAAUAAAUCCGACCCAUGGGAGCUGAAACAUGCCACCCGUAAGAUCUCGCCCACCAACAACCAGGCCAACAUUGUGGAGCUCCACCCGGCAUCCGUGUACAGCAUUCGCAUGUACUCCUACAACAAGAUUGGACGCAGUCAAGCCAGCAAAGAGUUGACCAUCAGCACAGAGGAAGCACCUCCUGAUGGGCCACCUAUGGAUGUGAUUUUACAGCCAAUGACCUCUCAGAGUAUCCGUGUCACCUGGAAGGCACCUAAAAAAGAGCUCCAGAAUGGAGUGAUCCGUGGCUAUCAGAUCGGUUAUAGGGAGAAUGGUCCGGGCAGUAAUGGACAAUACAGUAUAGUGGAGAUGAAAGCCACAGGGGAUAGUGAGGUGUACACCCUGGAUAACUUGAAGAAGUUUGCUCAGUACGGUGUGGUGGUCCAGGCAUUCAACCGAGCCGGAACCGGACCUUCCAGCUCUGAGAUCAAUGCUACAACACUUGAAGAUGUCCCCAGCCAGCCACCCCAGAAUGUACGGGCCAUCACUGUGACAUCAGAUGAGGCGGUGAUCACGUGGUCCGAGCCCCCACGGAUGACCCUGAAUGGGGUCCUGAAGGGCUACCGUGUGGUGUUCUGGUCCCUCUACCCCGACGGAGGUGGGUGCUGUGGGGGCCAGACACUGGGGCUCAAUCAGAAAUGGGGAGAGAUGCAGAACAUCACUACCACUCGUGAGCAGGUGGAGCUGAAGGGUCUGGAGAAGUUCACAAACUACAGCGUUCAGGUCCUGGCCUACACACAGGCAGGAGAUGGCGUCCGCAGCAACGUACUCUACAUACAGACCCGAGAAGACCACCCCGGUCCUCCAGCUGGCAUCAAAGCAGUGCCAUCCUCUGCCUCCAGUGUGGUGGUAUCCUGGCUUCCCCCCAUCAAGCCCAAUGGUAUCAUCCGAAAAUACACAAUUUACUGUUCCAGCCCUGGAUCGGGCCAACCGGCACCCAGCGAAUAUGAAGCCAACCCUGAGCUGCUGAUAUACAGAAUCACCCACCUGACCCGGGGUCAGCAGUAUCUGAUCUGGGCAGCAGCCGUUACCACUGCUGGUCGAGGAAACAUUAGCGAGAAGGUGACUGUGGAGCCUGCUGGGAAAGCUCCUGCUAAAAUCCUGUCUUUUGGAGGAACGGUGACCACUCCAUGGAUGAAGGAAGUCCGGCUGCCGUGCAGCUCAGUAGGAGAGCCAACACCCACCAUCAAAUGGACCAAAGACAGUGAGGACACUGCCAUCCCAGUCACUCAAGAUGGUCACCGGAAUAUUCUUUCAAAUGGUACCCUGGUACUGCGCUCUGUGAAAGCCGAGGAUUCUGGGUACUACACCUGCACGGCCACCAACACACUGGGGUUUGACACAAUCAUCGUAAACCUGCUGGUACAAGUGCCUCCAGAUCAACCACGUUUAACAGUUUCCACCACAUCCACAUCUUCAAUCACUCUGGCUUGGAUCCCUGGAGACAACGGAGGAAGUUCCAUCAGAGGUUUCGUGCUGCAGUAUUCAGUAGAUAACACGGAGGAGUGGAAGGACGUCUUCAUUAGCUCUAGUGAACGUUCUUUUAAGUUGGACAACCUGCGCUGUGGUACCUGGUACAAAGUCAAACUUGCUGCAAAAAAUAGUGUGGGAGCUGGUCGCAUCAGCGAGAUCAUUGAGGCCAAGACCCACGGCAGAGAGCCACAGUUCAACAAGGACCAGCCCCUUUUCACUCACAUCAACUCCACCCAUGCCCACCCCAACCUUCAGGGCUGGACAAGUGGCGGCUGCCCCAUCACUGCUGUCCUGCUAGAGUUCCGCCCCAAAGGCACCUGGGCCUGGCAGAGCGUGCGCACCAACGCCACAGCUGACAUCUUCCUUGCUGAGCUGCGUGAGGCCACUUGGUAUGAGCUAAAAAUGAAGGCGUGCAACAGCGCUGGGUGCGGAAACCAGAGCUCCCAGUUUGCUACACUGGAUUAUGAUGGCAGCACUAUUCCGCCUAUUAAGUCAGCAAGAGGGGAAGGGGAUGAUGUUAAAAAGCUUUUUUCUAUCGGCUGCCCUGUCAUCCUGGUCACAUUGGGCAUGGCCCUACUCUUCAUUAUCCGCAAGAAACGCAAAGAAAAGAGACUCAAGAGACUUAGAGAUGCUAAGAGCUUGGCUGAGAUGCUUAUCAGCAGUAAGAACAACCGAAGUUUUGACACUCCAGUGAAAGGCCCACCUCAGGGACCUCGACUGCACAUAGAUAUCCCCCGUGUGCAACUACUCAUCGAGGAUAAAGAGGGAAUCAAACAGAUAGGUGAAGACAAGGCCACCAUCCCUGUGACAGACACUGAGUUCAGCCAAUCAGUGAACCCUCAAAGUUUCUGUACGGGUGUGUCUGUGCAUCACCCCGCCCUCAUCCAGAACACAGGCCCACUGAUUGACAUGUCAGACAUCAGGCCAGGCACCAAUCCAGUAUCAAGGAAGAGUGUGAAGUCUGCGCACAGCACGAGGAACCGCUAUUCCAGCCAGUGGACUCUGACUAAAUGCCAGGCGUCCACACCUGCUCGCACUCUCACCUCAGACUGGCGGACAGUGGGCUCCCAGCAUGGCAUUACAGUCACAGAGAGUGACAGCUACAGCGCCAGCCUGUCCCAGGACACAGAUAAGGGACGAAACAGUAUGGUGUCCACAGAGAGUGCGUCUUCCACAUACGAGGAGCUUGCCCGAGCGUACGAACAUGCUAAGCUGGAGGAGCACCUGCAGCAUGCCAAGUUCGAGAUCACCGAGUGCUUCAUUUCUGACAGCUCCUCUGAUCAGAUGACCACCGGCACCAACGAUAACGCGGACAGCAUGACCUCUAUGAGCACACCAUCUGAACCGGGCAUCUGUCGGUUCACUGCUUCCCCACCCAAACCGCAGGACUAUGAUCGCGGCAAAAACGUGGCAGUGCCCAUUCCCCACCGCGCUAACAAGAGUGAGUACUGUAACCUCCCCCUCUACAUGAAGACAGACCCUUUCUUCCGAAAGCAGGCGGAGCUGCACGACCCCUGCCCUGUGGUCCCGCCCCGCGAGGCCUCCAUCCGGAGCCUUGCAGCCCGGGCAUACCAUACGCAGGGCCGCCACAUGACAUUAGACUCCUCCAAGCAGCAGGCCCUGACACUGAGCCACGGUGGCCUGAGCAGCCUGACCAGCUCAGGGGCCUCUGGUACAUCGGGCCCAGCUUCAAGCGGGGCCGCUGGGAGCUUCAGCAUCAGCUCAGGCACGGCCACCCUGCCCCAGAGGACUCUCACCAUGCCCAGCACCUCCUCCACCUCCUUGGCCCCAAGCGGGGCAGCAGCCGCUGGAGCAGGAGCCAGCACGAGCUCUACGGGAGGCAGCGGCCCGACGCCUGGCAGUUCCAAGGUCGGGGGAUCCAGAGACUCUCUGCUAGAGAGCAGCUCAUCUGGCCUGGGCAGACUGCAAAAGCAGAAUGCUGGGGCAUACUCAAAAUCCUACACUCUGGUGUAGCUCAAACACACAUACAGUACGUUUAAACACACACCUGGAGUCUGGGCAGGGGCGGAAAUUAACCAUGGCGGGACAGGGGUCUCCCUCUCUUUUCCUCUCGGUUUCCUCUUUCUGCUCUCCUUUUUUUAUUCUUCUGUUCAAGCUUUUAUAUCUGGCCUUCUCCAGGAUAAAAUAUGCCAAACCCCAGGACCUUUUCCCCUUUUCUCUUUUCAUAAUUGUGUCCUUCUCUCUUGCUUUCUUUCCCACUCUCCUUUCUCUUCUCUCUGUCAAAGACAUCUUGGACCUUAUGCACGAAAUGCUUUCCAUGUGCACUUGUUCAUUUGAUUUCACAACUUCAGAAAAUAGGGAAAAAAGCGGUUUUAAGAGAUAUAUCGUUUCACAUUAACCUGUCUAGAUGUGAUAAGGCGGUCAAAAAAAGUGUCUCUUUUUAUGUCUCUCAUACUGCAACGCAUUGCCUUGGAAAGCUUAUGCAUAAACAAAUCGACCACGGUGUCCCCCUUCCGCCCCUCCUGACCACAAAGGUCAGGAAAAACAGCUUGAAGAUGAAAGGCCCGACCACAUGAAUCGAGUUUUUGGGAUUUUUUCAUGCAAUUGAUGACACAGUAUAGAGUGUUAUUGACUAUUUUGUAAACAAACAAGAAAAAAAAUUGUGAAAAAAAAAAUAAUUCUGGAGCCAUUUUCACUGCGGACGUAUGGUUACAGUACUUUAAUUUGUUUUGUUCGGUUUUCUAUUUUCGACAUUUUGAACUUUAGCACUAAGGAGGGCCGGGUGGAUCCACUGAGCUUUCUCAAGCUCGUUUAUGUGUGUGUGCCCAUGUGUAUGUGUAUGUGUAAAUAUAUAGGCAUAUACAUGUGGCUGGCACACACCUUUAAAGGACCCCUCGACCAGGCCUGCACACUUGGUCUCUUGGCAUCAGAUCGGCUUGGAGAUGCCAGGUGCUGCCCACUGAGCUACUGAGGUCUAGAGUCCAUCUGAAAAUGGGGGGACAAGUUGGAGAGAGUAUUAAAAGGAAAGACAUAUCUCCCUUUUCAUCAUCUCUCGACUCCCUUUGAUAUGAAAGAAAGGCUCUUUUUUGUUUUUGUUCGUUCAUUCAUUCGUUUGUUCGAUUGUUUGUGAUUGAUGCCAUAUACUUAUCACCCCUCCUUCCCCACCCAGACCUCCCCCAGUAAGGUUAACACUUCCUCUGUCGCACUGUGAACGCCUAACAGCCUCUUCUGGAUGGACCGAAUGCAGGCAGAAAGGCAGGAAGAGGGCAGAGAGGUAGCGAGGAAGUAGAGACAGAUGGCCAUGAACAGAGAAGGAGAGAUAUCUGCUGUCGCUGUGUAGCUUUUCUGCAUUUAUUCAUUGUUUCUCUUUAUCUUUGCUUUGCUUCCCCACAUGAAGACUCUAGCGGUCGUUCCUAUUCAAAGGUCUUAGAGACUCUAGCUUUAGGUAGCGCAGGGGUGGAUUAAGGAGGGAAUAAGUGAAAUGUAGGAGGGGAAGGUUUAAUUCAACCCCUAAACGGAUCAAAAUGCCUUUUAACCCUCCUCUGUUCACUCGGUUUCCAAAGCAAAGCCCCAUCACAGAGAAACUUCCAAAAAUCGACAAACUCUCCCAAUGAUUUCAAAGGAAAAAAAGUACUACAUCAGGGCUCCUGCAAUACAAAAGAAAAAUAUAUUGCAAUGUUUGUUGUCAAAAUAUAUACAUAUAUAUUUCUAUCUAAAGAUAUAGUAAAUAUAUACGUGGUGAGAGCAGAGAUUUAAUGCCAUAUAUAAUUGAAAAAGAAAAAUGUUAUUUUAAAAAAGAUUUGAAGACAAUCGCCCAGUGGGAGGUGCAGGAGUAAACGAGAGGAGAUGUCGAUCACAAAACGCUGAGAUAAACGGGUAACAUAACUAAGACAGAAUGAAAAAGAACGACAGAGAGUGUGUUUCGACAUUCCGCGGUUGGGAAUUCUGGGAAACGACCUUUGAGGUUCCCAAACUAACUUCCUGUCAUCGUUAUAAUCAGUCGGGCUGCAUAGUGCAACACGCCUGUAUGGUAUGAAGGACACAUUUAUGGACAGUUCCAAACACACUCUCUACAGUUGCUUAGGAACAAUGGAAAUUUGCCACCGCAACUCCAGCUCAUAGAUGGACACCUGAAUCCAUGCACCAUCUCUACUAUAGUUUAAAAUACCCACAGUGCUUUGAGAGCUUUCUGUCAGGUCCUUAAAAAGACAGUUCACCCAAAAAUAAAAAUAAAAAAGUGGCCAUUAUUUACUUAUCCCCAUGUUGUUCCAAACUUGUAUGAAGUUAUUUCUUCAGUGAACAACAAAUGGAUAUGUUUUAAAGUGUUUUGGCUAUACAAUGAAAGUAGGGUGUCACAAUAUUCUGGUUCUGAUGAAAGAUAUACUGGACAUAAUAUUAGAAAUAAUACAUUACAUUACCAGUACUAUGUGGUUGACACUCUAACAUCGUAUGUGGUGGUAUUGCACCUUGAUCCCGGUAAACACAAAUCAUAAAAAAGUCAAAUGAAGAUGACGCAGUGUGUAGCUACUACUACCAAAAAAAAUCAUGUCAGAGCAGAUGACAGACGAGAGCGAGACACUCUACCUGCAACCAAAAAAAAUGUUUGCUAGUCAUCGAGGAAGCAUUUUUGGGGGGAGAUGGGAUGUUAGAUGCCCAAGUCUGCAGGAGGUGCCGAACAACAAAAACUUUUUUGUAUUCUUUUGUGCAGUUAUGGUACCGGCCUCUGCACCCUCCUACACUCAUAUUUUGAGUGAGAUUCAUUGGCAAAAAAAAAAUUACAAUUACUGAACAAUAUUUGUUCUUCUGAAAAUUUCUAUAGAUGAAGUAGUAUACUCAUUACUGUAAACUCUUUUGGCCACAAUAAUUGUGUAGUGAAAAUCUGAUUUUGUUUUUUUUUGACCGGUCUAAAUGAACAAAAUUUGGAUCCCAUUAACUUUUAUUGUAUGGAAUAAUUGAUGAAUAGUGAAUACAUUUUUGGGUGAACUAUCCCUUUUAGGUGAAAUUGCUCCUCUGAUUAUAAAAAUUUAAGCUUUCAGCACGUCUGAUAGGUCAUAUCCUAUAUAUCAGGGGAAAGAUUGGUACCUUUAUGUACUGCAUAUUUAUUGGUGGCUUAGAACAUGUAACCCCUGCAGACUUCAGCACUGGAAAUAGCACACAUUUAUUGUUUGUUCAACAGGAUUCAGUUUAAUGCAGCUGCCUGAGCACAUCUCAUGUUGGGAAGACUUGACGCAACAAAUCCUAAGGUACAGAGUAGAGACAUGUCAUGUUGGGUUUAAAAUUGAGCUGAUUGAACGAUAGUAUAUCUAUUUAUGGCAUAUGGAGAAAAAAAAUCUGACUGUCUGACACCAGGAGAUGUUUUUUUGUUGUUGUUUUUUUUUUUGAUGGCUUGAUAAAUUAGGAUUGUGUUGCGGUGUACAGAAAGUUGUGUAAGAUAAAUACAUUUGAUCACAAAGAUCUAACCCAAACUUGACAUAGAGUUGCGAAGAAUGUGGAAUUGUUUUAAGAACAGUAAAAGAAGUAUGUGUUCUCCUUAUUGCUGCUCAAAUGCCCACUGUCUGGGUCACUAAGACUGUCUGAUGGCAGACGUGCCCAGAGCAUUUUGCCAUGAAAAUGUUUCAUUAGGAUUAGACCGAAAUCUAUAUUAUUCAUUAUUCAGUAUUCAUGCCUGUUCAGGUGAAACAUCUUGUGAAAAUGUUCCCUUGACCACCCAGAAAGCCCC